Messenger RNA from Conger conger (European conger), 3334 nucleotides. RefSeq names its product male-specific lethal 3 homolog. Gene Ontology annotation, biological process: chromatin organization; regulation of DNA-templated transcription. Lineage: Eukaryota; Metazoa; Chordata; Actinopteri; Anguilliformes; Congridae. The record is from RefSeq and is a predicted model, not a curated record. The transcript is spliced from 13 exons. Bases 133 to 1716 code for a protein of 527 amino acids. Gene Ontology annotation, cellular component: NuA4 histone acetyltransferase complex; nucleus; MSL complex.
GCGUUUCCAGUUGGUGGUUUAUUUCCUAGCUCCAUCUCCAGUUUUUUUCAGGAUCAGGAUUAAAGCCCGGCGGUGAAAGGGUUAAGGAGUGGGGGUCUAGAUUCCUCCUCUCCUGCUAGCCAUGAUGAACAAAUGAACUCUCGGGGAAUGAAAUUUAAAUUUCACAAAGGAGAAAAAGUUCUCUGUUUCGAACCAGAUCCCACAAAGGCUAAAGUGUUAUAUGAUGCAAAGGUUGUUGACAUUGUAGUUGGAAAAGAUGAGCGGGCUAGGAAGGUCCCAGAGUACCUAAUUCACUUCAAUGGUUGGAAUAGAAGCUGGGAUCGCUGGGCUGCAGAGGAUCAUGUUCUCCGCGAUACUGACGGAAACCGCAGAUUACAGCGUAAACUGGCACGCAAAGCAGUGGCUCGCAUGAGGAGAAAGGGAUGGAAGAAGCGACGCUGUCGUCUGCCCGGUGUUGACUCGGUGUUAAAAACUCUACCUGAAGAGAGGGAGGAAAGUGAUGCCUCUUCUCUGAUUUCGUCCUCUGAAGACAGCGGCGACGACUCGGAGGACCCGGAGUCUUUAAAAAGCGAGGAGAGCGACUCUUCUGAGGAAAUGAAGGAGGAGGAAGACGCCCACGCGAAGAGGGAGUGGCUGGAAAAGAGCGGUGGAGAGGACAAGAGCAUCAGCAUCGAGAUCCCAGAGGUCCUGAAGAAGAAGCUGGAGGAUGACUGCUACUAUAUCAACAAGAGGAAGAAGCUGGUGAAGCUGCCCUGCCAGAUGAACAUCGUGAACAUCCUGGAGUCGUACGUCAAGCACUUCGCCAUAAACGCCGCCUUCUCCGCCAACGAGCGCUAUCGGCACCACCAGGCCUCCACUCAGACCAACCUCAAUCCCCACUAUGUCCCCCCGGAGAAAAAUGAGGAGCUCUGUAAGGAGAUGGUGGAUGGGCUGCGCAUCACCUUCGACUUCACCCUUCCCAUGAUCCUCCUCUACCCCUACGAGCAGUCGCAGUUCAAGAAGGUCAGCUCCUCCAAGUUCUUCCUGCCAAUCAGGGACACCGCUGCAGGUUCCAGCAGGUGUCUGCGGGACCGCUCGCCCAGCCCCCCCGGGAUUAACCCCCUGACCCCGCAGUCAUGCGACAGCCAGCCGCCGCCCAGCGAGCCGUCCACGCCCAAGCGUCGCCGUGCCGACCCCGACGCGCCCCAGUCGCUCCGCCGCUCCACCCGCCACACCUCCGGGAGCGAGAGGCUGUCGGAGAGCGGGGCGUCCCCCCAGCCCAAGCGCAGGCACACCGAGCCCCCCGCCCCGCUGCCCAAGUUCUUCCUCAGCCUGGAAAAGAAAACCCCUGCUGACAGCGGCUCCUCGUCCCCUCUGCCACUCACCCCCAGUAAAGAGGGCAGCUGUGUGUUCUCCGGCCUGGAGAGCAGGAGGAACAACGAGCUCAAUGAGGUCCUGAGCUGGAAGCUGACUCCUGAUAACUACCCCCAGAGUGACCAGCCCCCCCCGCCGUCGUACAUGUACGGCUCCCAGCACCUGCUGCGGCUCUUCGUGAAGCUUCCGGAGAUCUUGGGGAAGAUGCACAUUCCUGACAAGAACCUGAAGGCCCUGGUCAAACACCUGGAGCUUUUCCUCCGGUUUUUGGCGGAGUUCCACGAGGACUUCUUCCCGGAGUCUGCGUACGUGUCUGCCUCGGAGGCGCACUACAGCAUGAAGCACCCGCGGCCCGUCUACUGAGGUCCGGCCGAAGAGGAGGCCUCCAGCGGCUUCCCAUGAUGCCUUUGGGCUGAGACUGACCUCGGUACGGCCAGAGAGGGGCGAAGGCUGUGGCCUUCGAUGAAGCCGCUGUGGGCUGAGACUGAUCUCAGUUCAGCUGGAGAGGAGCCGGCUCUGGCCUUCGAUGAAGCGGCCGUAGGCUGAGACUGAUCUCAGAACAGCGAGAAGCCGCUGAGGGCUGAGAUAUACCUUUUAGCUGCAGAGGCUAAGAAUGGACACCCAUGUCCUGUUUGGGUGCGUUGGACAGGAAGUCCCUCUUGCUUGCAGCUCUCUCGACGCUCGCUAAAUGCAGUGGUUCCCUGUGCCGCCUUGCUUGUGCCCAGUAGUGCAGUUUGGGGAGGGUGUGGUGGGGGUGUAAAAUACAAACGUUUCUGUAAAUAUAAUUCACCACACUGUUGGAAUCCCCAUCUGACCUGUCACAUUUGUGUUCGCUCCUGAGCAAGGCUAUGGACUGUCCCCGAUUGCAAAUGGGUUUGAUCUUACUGUUUAUGAAGCAGAUAUUUCUGAAUUAAGUAACCUUUCUCUCACUUUCCCUCCCUCUCUCCACCUCUUGCCCUGUCUAUGUGUCACUGUUGUGAUCGUUGUAUUGUAUUUCGAUUCAUGGCUUUGAGCGUUCUGUUGUAUAAACAUGCAUUGUUCAUCUUGAAGAUGGUUGUCAAUAAUCCUGUUCCUUUAUUGUUCCAUGUUGUAUAGAUAGUCCUGUUUUUUAUUUUUAUUUUAUUUUUUUACAUUUUAUUAAAAGAAUUAACAGCACUUUUUCCUUUCAAAUAUUUAACCUACUUUAAUUGCUCCUAAUGCUGGAAUCUUUCAUUGUGGAAGCAACCACUUCAAGUACAGGAUGUUACCUUGUCUGUCCGAAAAAGAAUCGAGUUCUGUGUCAUUCAUGCAGCAAGCUUUUACUGCGGCAUUGUGAGAAAAGAGGCACGUCUUCAGAACGUCUCUGUGAAUUUGUACCUGGCCACAGGUGCGUGUGAUUUUGGUGCAUGUGUACAGGAUGCUCAUGAAUGCUGGUGUCAGUGCUGUGUUCUUCCUGAUGUGCUGUAGCUCCAGCCUGUGGUGAGUUAGGGCUGCACGAUAUGAGGAAAAUAUGCAAGGUGCCGUAAUGUUGUUGAAUAUUGCAAUGUCAAUAUUCCUUGCUAUAAACAAACCGAUAUUGAAGUGUUCGCACUUCUCAUGUCUUUCUGCUUUAGGUGCUCUGCAUGCGUAGACCCGAGACAAUGAAUAGCCCAUGCCCACUAAAAAAAUGGUUAAAUACAUUAUUCUCCACGUGAUUUUAUUCAUAAACAGCCAAUCAAUUUAGCAGAACAUCAAUUUAAAUAAAUGCUAUUUACUAUUCAUCGCAAUUCAAGCAAUUUGCGAUAAGUUUCUCGCAUGCUCAUAUCUCGAUGUUAAAUGUACAAUAUAUCGUGCAGCCCUGUUCUGAGUUUUGUGCUCGCCUAUAGUUCCUCGGUGUGUCUGUGAAACUGGCCUCGUAAAAUGUUCAGUAUGUUCUGCAUGUAGUCGUACAUGGUGUUCCUACAAGGGUUGUUCCCCGCUUUAUAAUAAAAAUGCAGGAUACUGAACUGCAAUGGAAAACGUA